Messenger RNA from Letharia columbiana, 375 nucleotides. RefSeq lists its product as uncharacterized. The record is from RefSeq and is a predicted model, not a curated record. The transcript is spliced from 4 exons. NCBI's taxonomy places the organism in Eukaryota, Fungi, Ascomycota, Lecanoromycetes, Lecanorales, Parmeliaceae. Gene Ontology annotation, cellular component: fungal-type vacuole membrane; proton-transporting V-type ATPase, V1 domain. Gene Ontology annotation, biological process: proton transmembrane transport. Gene Ontology annotation, molecular function: proton-transporting ATPase activity, rotational mechanism. Bases 1 to 375 code for a protein of 124 amino acids.
AUGGCAGCUCCACCAUCCGCGUAUAAAGAUCGCCACUUUCUAGCUGUCAUAGGUGAUGAGGAUUCCGUGACAGGUCUGCUGCUUGCUGGUAUUGGUCAUGUCACUCCACCUCCAGACGCCCAGAAAAACUUUCUCGUCGUAGAUGCCAAAACAGAAAACUCAACUAUAGAGCAAGCCUUCGACAACUUUACACAGAAGCGAAAGGAUAUCGCGAUAGUACUCAUCAAUCAACAUAUUGCAGAGAAGAUAAGGGGUCGGGUCGAUACUUACACAGAAGCUUUUCCCGCAGUAUUGGAGAUACCGAGCAAAGACCAUCCCUACGAUCCAGAGAAGGAUAGCGUCUUGAAAAGGGUGAGGAGGUUGUUCGGAGAGUGA